GAAUCACUUCGUUUGAUGAUUAUGGCUAAAUAUGCAAAGCAAAUGCCUGAAUUUCGAAAAAUUCCAGAGAAUGAAAAGAAAGCUAUACGUAAAUUAAGUUAUGAAGAAACAGAAUUAAAAAAUGAAGAAACAUUACCACCAGAAUUAGAUCAAGAAAUAUCACUAGGAUUAGAUGAUGAAGAAAUAUCGUC
Messenger RNA from Racocetra fulgida, 191 nucleotides. Lineage: Eukaryota; Fungi; Glomeromycota; Glomeromycetes; Diversisporales; Gigasporaceae. The record is from the annotation of a GenBank genome assembly.